CCGUGCCCUGAUUGCGGAGAAAAGUUUAGCACCGGACGUGCACGUGAUCAACACCGUCCUCGCUGUGGUUUUCCACGCCCCCAACCCAAACGGCGAAGAACUGAUGGAGCAGGGCCUUCUCAUGAUCACCAAGAUCCGGAGGGGACAAGCUCUGCCAUGAACGGCUUGUUCAAGAUCAUAGAUUUGAACAUUUCAUCAGAAUCGCCUGCAGUAGCCGAAAUUCUGCAGAAUGAAGCUGAGAGAAUAGCAGAUAUUCUUAGAAUCCAACUGGACUUCUACCGUGCUGCCAAGUUCUACCUUAGCAUCGAGGUCGCUUUGUGUAAACUCACUGGACCUGAAGAGGGGCAGCAACCGUUUCGCACACCCGCUACAGAGCUUCUGGAAUCCACCAACCUCGAGGAAGAACUAGCACGGCAGAUUGAUAUAAUUGCCGUGCAAAUCACAAAUUUUACUAGAAAUGGAUCGGGAUGGGCAGUGAAAGGGCUCAAGUGCACACACCUUUUCAUCACGAAAUAUACACCAAUGCGAAUUGGUAAGCAUUUUCCGCUGCCUCCUGCGUUAAGGAAGAAGAAACAAGCAUUCCUCAACAUUAAGAACAAGGAUAACAGAUGUUUACUGUGGUGUGUCAUUGCAAAAAAGCAUCCUUAUCCACGAAAAGACGGUAACGCCAGUGAACUGAGUUACUACAAACAGUUCGAGAGUGAGAUGAAGGAGGAUGGCAUAACAUGGCCAAUCACCAUGCAGCAGAUUGGGAAAUUCGAGCGGAUGAACAAUGUAAGGAUAAAUGUGGCUGCCUAUGAUGACUGCAAGGAGGCAGCAGGCGAGCCAUUUUACCCAGUACGAGUUUCACCAAUAGACGACCCUACGCUCCCCACAGUCAACGUGAUGGUAUUAACUAACGGUGAUACCACACACUUCGUGCUCAUCAAAUCGUUGAAUGCCCUGCUGAUGAAGGGGAGGAAUUCAAAACACCAUUGUCAGAGGUGUUUUCAUGGUUUUAAAAAACUAAGCAACCUCAUCAAACAUGAGGAGAGUUGCAUUCGGUUUAAGCCGCAGGGAAUCAAAUUCCCUGAUGAGGAUGUACUCUAUUUCAAGGGUUAUGAUAAGAUGGUACAGUCGCCUGUAUACAUAGUGGCAGAUUUCGAGUCAUACAUCAAGCAGAUGGAUCAAACGGAUGACUCAAAUGUACAGGCAACUAGAAAGGUUAAGGAACAUGAAGCUUGUGGGUUCGCGUACAAGGUGGUAACCCCAUUUGAGUCCUACCAACAAUCUGUAGUUGUGUACAGAGAUGACGGAAGAGGUGGUGUGGCCAACGUAUUUGUGGCCAUGAUGUAUGAGGAAUACGAUCGGUUGCACGACCUAAUCUGGGCGGAUGAGCCCAUGACUCCUCUAACGGAUGAGGAGAAGCAGGCAUUUGCUUCAACCAGAUCCUGCUAUCUUUGUCACAAACUCCUUGUUGAUAAGGAUAAAGUAAGAGACCAUUGCCACUACACGGGGAAGUAUUUCGGAGCUGCACAUAGUCUGUGUAAUAUGAAAAGGGAGACGGAUAAACAUCUAACAAUUGUCUUCCAUAAUUUUAAGGGCUAUGAUGUGCACUUUGUAAUCAAAGCACUCGGAAACAUGGAGGAUGAUCUAUGCAACAUCAAAAUCAUCCCAAAUAACUUCGAGAAAUACGCAUCAGUGUCAACGAGAAAGUUUAGAUUUAUAGACUCACUACAACAUCUGUCAACUUCUCUUGACUCUCUAACGAAGAACCUGGUCACAAGAGGUCUAGAUAAUCUUAAACACACCAAAGAUUAUAUAGAUGCUCACCACGAAGGGAGUCAGGAGAAAUUUGAACUUCUUACAAGGAAAGGGGUCUACCCCUACUCUUAUAUGGAUGAGUCUGCAAAGUUUAAUGAAGGACUCCCUACGCAAGCUGCUUUCAAGAAUGAGCUUACAGGAGAUGAACUCUCCAAUGAAGACUACCAACAUGUUGAAACAGUUUGGGAAGCCUUUGGGAUGAACACAUUGGGAGAUCUACAUGACCUAUAUGUUGUGUCGGACGUGCUGUUGCUGGCGGAUAUCAUAGAGAGAUAUCGAAAGAUGUGCUGGGAUAGGAUGGGUUUGGAAGCUCUGGCAUAUAUAUCCCUACCCUCACUUACAUUCGAUGCAUGUCUGAAAACAUCCAAGAAAAGACUGCAGAUUGUAAAGGAUAUUGAUAUGCUCCAGAUGCUUGAGUCUGGUAUUAGAGGUGGCAUCAGUGUCAUUUCACACCGUCAUGCUGUGGCAAACAACCCACAGAUGACCAACUUUGAUCCGGCCAAAGAAGAAUCACAUCUGUUGUAUAUUGACGCCAACAAUCUGUAUGGGUAUGCAAUGUCUGAACCUGUACCGAUUGACCAGUUUGAUUGGGUUGAGGAGAGUAUUGCUACCAACAUGACCAAGGAAGACAUAAUGGCUCUCAAUCCUGAUGGUAGACAAGGGUAUAUUUUCGAGGUCGAUCUUGAGAUCCCUCAAGAUAUUCACGAUCAUACCAGUGACUACCCACUGUGUCCAGAAAGAUUGGAAAUCAACAAAGAUAUGAUUUCCCCCAAAUCAUGGGAGAUAAGAGUCCAAAGAGGGUGUGGAAAUGACUUCAGCUCGACCAAACUUGCUCCCAAUUUCUUCCCGAAGAUGGCAUAUGUUAUUCACCUUAGAAACCUCCAGUUCUAUCUGAGUCAAGGUGUUGUGCUCAAAAACGUACGUCGAGCAAUUCGGUUUCGACAAGAAGCUUGGAUUGCUCCGUAUAUAGCAGAAAAUACUAGACUCAGACAGGCUGCAGUGGAUAAGUUUGAAAAGGACUACUAUAAGCUCCUUAACAAUGCCCUCUUUGGGAAGACUAUGGAGAAUGUGAGGAAGAGAGUGAAGAUUGUGCUCGUCAACAAGGGAAGGAGUCAUGCCUGGCAAACCUCCAAACCCACCUUUAAGAGAUUCGAAAUCUUUGAUGAGAAUCUCGUAGGGGUGGAGGUAGCCCAGACUACCAUUACCUUGGAUAAGCCAAUCUAUGUUGGUUUCACUGUCCUUGAGCUGUCAAAACUGCUCAUGUACAAGUUUCACUACGAGGUAAUGAAACCAAACUUCCCUGAAGCAGUACUCUGUUUUACGGACACGGAUUCAUUCCUCUACCAUAUCAAGUGUACAAAUUUGUACAGUGAACACUUGGUCAGGUUGAAGAGUUAUUUUGACUUUUCAAACCUAGCGGAAGAUCAUCCGCUGUUCUCAAAUGAGAAUAAAGCAGUUAUUGGCAAGUUCAAGGAUGAGGCUGAGGGUUGGAUCAUAAUAGAGUUUAUAGGACUACGCUCUAAGAUGUACUCAAUCCUUAUAGAUGACAAGGAGAACGGCAAGCAGAAAAGCACUGCGGCCGGGGUUAAGAAGUGUGUCAAAGACAGAGAGCUACAUCAUGGGCUCUACAGAAAAAUCUUGCAGGGUCCAGUUGUGAUCAAUGAGACAGAGACGUCCCCAGAAGAUCACUACAUCCACCAGAUGACAUUCCGCUCCAAGAACCACACCAUAUACACAGUCGACCAGUGUAAGGUUGGUUUGACGCGGUAUGACGACAAACGAUGGAUUCUGGAAGAUGGGGUUACCACUCGUCCUCACGGUCAUUACCUGAACACCACUGAGUAGUGAAGUUGUUUGCAGUUGACAAACGUUUUUAGUGUAAAUAAUUUGAUAAUUUGAUAUUAUGUGAAUUGUAAAUAUAAUUUGAUGUUUGUGUUAGAGAUUUGACUUUAUUUCGCUAUUAUGUAUUUGAAUCGUAUAUGAUUUUUUAAGUUUUUUAAUCUUUUUACCCGCC
Bolinopsis microptera is the source of this 3817-nucleotide messenger RNA. RefSeq lists its product as uncharacterized. Gene Ontology annotation, biological process: DNA replication. The transcript has 17 exons. Bases 157 to 3648 code for a protein of 1163 amino acids. The record is from RefSeq and is a predicted model, not a curated record. Lineage: Eukaryota; Metazoa; Ctenophora; Tentaculata; Lobata; Bolinopsidae. Gene Ontology annotation, molecular function: DNA-directed DNA polymerase activity; nucleotide binding; DNA binding.